AAUGACAAGCGAAAAAAUAACUAUUGUACGGUUUUUUAAAUGGAAUGUAUACACAUAACUCUAACACCUUAGGAAUGAGCUAUGUUGUGCAGUAGCCUAUAACACGCAAUGUGCUUUAUAAUGUACAGGAAAAUAAUCAAUAUGAAUAUAUAGUCUCCAUCGCUGUGCUUGACUUGCAGUUGGUGCUAAGGUGUAAUUACGUCAUUCUAGGUGGAAACAAAGCCGACUGGGUGCCUUUUUAGCACCACACGCGCGCGCGUGAGAACGCCGACGGCUCGGUUCCAACAGCUACCGCAAAUCCGGUCCCGGAGUGAAGGCACAGUCCCAUUAUUGGAAUACAAUACAAAAUAUGAUAAAGGAAGGAUUUAUCCGAACGGGGGUGACUGGGGUUCGAAUCGGAUCUUUUGGCUGGUUAUUUACUACGGUGUCCGACUGGAAUGCAUAUUAUGGUGUAUGUUUCAAUUGACGAAUGAAUGUUGUGCGUCAACUUCGCAUUGCUGCCGCCUUGUUUUGGUGACUUUGAGGAAUCUAUACCUUUUGAAUGCUCACUCGGAUGAGAGCAAAUGGAAUCGUGCGUUAGGGUCAUCCUCCUAUCUCUCUCAUAAGGGGGACAGGUCUCCCUUGUGUUUGAGACAUUCCAUUUCAAUGGCAUCCCCUGUACAGUAUACUUAAAGAAUAGGAGACUAACGAGGAUAUCAACAUCUAGCUCCAUCCCACACCACAUGCCAUGGAUCCCCUACCAGAGUACUCCCUGUUCCUUGUCCGGAUCCUGGAGGAACUAGACACUAAACACAGUAGUGUGUCCUACCAGGACCUCUGUAAGUCCCUGUGUGCCCGCUUUGACCUGGUCCACUUGGCCAAGCUACGGAGCCUUCUGUUCUACACAGCCUGCCUGGACCCAGCCUUCCCUGCCACUCUCUUCAAAGACAAGAUGAGAUGUACUGUUGAGGACCAGCAGUCUAAGAAACUCAUGGUGGCAGCGGAUAUCGUCACUAUGUUUAACCUAAUCCAAAUGAACGGGGGGAUCGCCAAAGAUAAGUUCCCGAUGGCACCACCGAGGCCCAAGUUCCACAAGAACCAGUCGUUUGAGUCAUGUAGGUCCGACACUGAUGUUUAUAAGUACCAGGACUAUGAGAAGGGCGGCGGUUAUGACCUCAUGGAUCAACCCUCCAGGGCGGGUCACCACCCCCACCAUCGCCCCAUGUCCCAAAACAACUCCUCCCACCCCUGCCCACACCCCCAUCCCCACUCCGCCAGCUGCAGAUCCAACUGCAGCCCGCAGUUUAUCCCGACCUCUGACCCUAACUUCUUAUUGGGCGUCAACAAGGAUCUAAAAUGUCGAGCAGCAUCGCUAGAUAAGCUGCAGCACCUGCCCCAGUACUUGAGCUGCAGUCCUCCCUCGCCGCCCUGUGAGAUGCAGAGCACCUACUUUCCCAUAGACAUUGACAGUGAGUCCACCACAGACCAGGAGUCCCUGCAACACAUCAACCACACGGAGCCCUUCUCUGUCCACUCCUGUGUCCAGAAGAGAAACAUCUUCAAGGAGGAUUUUCACAACCUGCUAGCGUUCUCCCCACAGGUCAUCACCUCAGAGUGCAAGCCAAACAUCAGGGCAACUGGAGGCUACCACCGGAGAGAGCUCCACAAACCUGCCACGUUCUUCAACCACAGCUUCGAGCUGCCCUACAGUAACCCCUACUUUGAGCCUACUAUGAACUCGCCCAUUCAGGAGAAACGGCGAGCGAAGCACGAGAGUCUGGACGACCUUCAAGCGUCUACGUAUUUCGGCCCAACGACAGUGACGGAGUCGGUGAACACACGGAGGAGUACGGCUAGGCCGGGGAAGCAGCCAAUUUGGCCCGUGAAAAGCCUCAGUCUGAACGCUGAAGAAGGGCCACCGGAUUUCGAGAGGUCAUUUCUGAACGGGAAACCGCUGAAAGACAACCAUCGCCACAAUGUAGUGAAUAAAGAGAAUGAGCAGCACUUCCAGUGCGCCAAAGAGAAAGUGGUGGCCUCCCCUUCAGGGUUCGCAAAGAAAACCAACGGGUUGAAAACAAAGGAUAUGUCUUCAAUGGCGUGCGGUCCCGGGGUGGGUGUCGACAAAAGAGAGGUUGGGAAAAGAUUUAAAGAGAAAGGCAUCAACAGUACGUCUUUUCAGGGAGGUAACAUAGACAGCUCGUCCAGCGUAGGGACACAAACGGAGCAGGCCGAACAGAGGAAGCUAAAAGACUAUGCCGCCGCUCAUGCAAAAUACGGGGAGAGAGAGAGGCACUCGUGCAAACACUCGGAAGAGGACUCUGAGAUCAUCAGUGAUGACAUCAGUGACAUCUUCCGCUUCCUUGAUGACAUGAGCGUGUGCGACUCGCUGGGCGUCAUCCAAUCAUCGUGCUACAACAGCAUCGGAUCUCUCUCUCAGGUGACCAUGAAGUCUGACGGCGACAGCUCACCCGAAUGCAACACGGUCAAACUGGCCAAGUCCAAGCUGGACUGCCUCUUUCACUCCCUAGAGAACACGGACGACGAGCUCAAAUCGAGCGUCUGCAAGCUUGUAAUGAGGAUUGGUGAGAUCGAGAAGAAGCUGGAGUCUCUGUCCGGAGUCCGAGGGGAGAUCUCGCAGGUGCUCUCCAAGCUCACCAAACUCGACGAGAAGAUUCAGGAACCCGAAACCAACGGGAGACCAAGCGAAAAUGCUUUAGCCACCACUUCCACCCCAGAUCACCUUCACCCUGACCUCAACCUCUCGCCCCAUGUCUUUCAGUGCCACACGACAGGCCACAACAUCAAAGUGGACAACGGAUCAGUGGAGUGGGGCUGCUCAGACAGUGAGAGUCUGAGGGUCAAGGCAAUUAAGAAAAGUAUGUUCACGCGGAGGUCGUCACGCUCACUCAAUGAGGAGAACAGCGCCACGGAGUCAAAGGUGGCGAGCAUCACCAACUCACCACGGGACUGGAGGACGGUGUCGUAUACCUCGCACCAUGGGGAUGAGGGCAAAGACAAGGACAGAGACCGAGAAAGAGACACCAAGGACAGACACAGGAAAGCCAAAGAGUCAGAGCGGGAGCGCCAGUAUGAGAUCGCCCCCCAGGUCCACCGCUCCUCAAAGCCCCCCAAGGACUCCUACCUGGUGGAGCAGGUGUUCUCACCGCACCCCUUCCCCCCCUCCGUCAAGUCCCACAUGAAGGGCAGCCCCCUGUACACGGACCUCAGGCUCACAGGCCUGUCGGGUGACGGCAAACGGGGUCAGCCCUCCUGGACCAUCGAGGAGUACAAGCGCAAUGCGGGUGGCGAGAAAGGCAAGCAGCUUACCGCCCUGGACCUGCAGACGCAGGAGUCAUUAAACCCCAAUAACCUGGAGUACUGGAUGGAGGAUAUCCACACGCCGGGUUACGAUUCGCUGCUGAAGAGGAAGGAAGCGGAGUUUCGGAGAGCCAAGGUAUGCAAGAUUGGAGCGCUGAUUGCUGCAGCCGCCUGCACUGUGAUCCUGGUCAUCGUUGUGCCCAUAUGCACUAUGAAGUCAUGAAGUGCUCCAAGUCGUGCUCUACGAAGUGCUCAAAGUCGCACACUUUCCCUCUGCCCCUGUUUAUUCUGGCUAAUUGUAAAAGGACUGAAUACGUGUGAGCAAUAUGGUAUCAGUCCAAUUACAGGAGCAGCCCUCUGAUUGGCUAUGUGGACGUUUGAAGAGUGAGGUACAUGUAUUGUUUAAUGUGAAUCUGGCCUAUGUUCGUGGCAUUGGAAUCAAGUCUAUGUUCUUUUCUACAUGAUUUAGUUGUUAUGCCACGGGAUAGGGCAUUGGUAUUAGGCAAUCGUCAGGACACAUUCAAAAUGACUUUGUUCAGAGGGGAAUGUUGCAAGUUUGAUCUUUUCUAUUUAUUGUUGCCUAUAUUUACUUAUUGACAUUUAUGUAUUUAUGAUCAAAGACAGACGGUAUGCAACGGGAAUGUACACAAUGUCUACAGUAUAUCUUUUACAUUUAAAUGUAUAUUGUAUUGGUGUACGAUGUUCCAGAAUAUUACGAGUACAAUAUUUAUUUCACUUUUUCUCUUUGUUAAAGGGGCAAUCUGCAAUUCAAACAAAAAAAACAAAGCGGCUACCCAGCCAAUGUUUUUGUUAACUGAAACAGAUUAUCUGUACAGUAUACGGUCGACAGCUGAGUUUGUUUUUGUUAACUGAAACAGAUUAUCUGUACAGUAUACGGUCGACAGCUGAGUUUGUUUUUGUUAACUGAAACAGAUUAUCUGUACAGUAUACGGUCGACAGCUGGAUUUGUUUUUGUAGACAGCGUCUGAUAUUUUAUUUUAGUAUAAUUGCUGUAUAAUGUAUUUUAAUGAGAGUUAUUUUUUGAUGAAUUAUCUGGUAGAAUGUGAUGAGGUGCACCAGAUAUUAUUUAUCUUUAUCUAUAAUAAUAAUAAUAAUAACCAGAGUUUUAAUUCAUGGGAUUUUGUGCAAUGCCUUUUCUAAAUAGACAUACAGUAUAUUGAAGUACUGUAGUUGAAAUAGACGAAUAACAGGCAGUACAUACAGUAGAUUGUAAAAACAAUAUAAAACACUACAGAGCUAACCUGAAUGUAUUGAAAGUAGCAUUACUCACAGAGAGAGCAAAACACACAUAUCAUUUUUCAUCGUCUCUUGAGCAGAAUUGAGUUGAAUGUUGCACUCCUUUCCUUGCUUUAGAUAGUUUAACUACUAGCCAAAAGCACAUAGCUGCAGUAGGGAGCUCUGAAGUAGGGAGUUAUUCUUUGCCUUGUGAGAGUGUUUUAUACAGUAAAUACUUGACGUUUCUACUGUUGACUAACUGAGCACCUCUGGGAGAGACACUUGUAUUAGUUCAGUCAGCGGUAUCGACUGCACCAAUCUCCCAGGCUGUCAGAAACACUAACACUUGCAGAAGCUUCUUAUGAAGUGCUGUGUCACCUUAUAAAUAUUCAUAGCCCCUUCUAUAGAGCAUUAUGACAUGUUGUAUUAAUUAAGCAAUACGACACAAUAGGUUAUGAUGUAUCGUGGAUGUAUGACAUCUUAGUAGCCCCAUGCCUCGUUGCUUUACCUUACAGUUUCCUAACGGUCCAUGACUGCAUUCCAAUGUGGUUGGAAUGUGCUAUGAAUGUUUAUAAGGCAUUGUAACACUUCGUAAGAAUCUGAUUCAAGUAAAGAAACAGUCCCUCCACUCAAGCCCUGCCUACCCAUCUAGUCUCCUAAGAGGCCUUAGAACCACUGAAUGCAAACUGCCUGCCGUUAAGGUUGUGUCCCAAUAGUUUUGAAGAACGUCCUUGUCUCAUCAUCAACUGUAGCAGUGGUGAUGAAAGGAAGGAGAUGAAUAGGGGAAGCUAUUUCAUAUUUCUGAGACACAAUGUGAGAUUCACAUUUCCACUCAUGAACCUGAGCUCAGAGACAGUAGGCAAACCAAGAUGGCCGAUCACACACACGUCACCCAGUUAACCGUAAACCAGGGGAUGCUCUACUCCAGUCCUCCUUGGUUUCCCUCUCAAGUUAGUUCAUUUAGGCCGUGUUCCAGGCUGACUACAUUGCAGACUCCUGGCAGAUAUCAAAACGCCUGGAUAGAUGUUUAAGAUAUCAGCUAACCACAUCCUAUGAUAUAGCAAUUUGAUGCCUGACUGCAGUCGAUGACGUGGUAAGCAACCGUUGGUUGAUGCAAUGCAACGUCUGCAAUGUAGUUGGCUUGGAACACAACCUUUUAUGCUAGUGAUUUAUUUGCCACUUCAGGUGUUCCUGGCACAAAUGGGAGAGAACGUUGUCAUACUACAAAAAUUAACAUGAGGAAGUACGUACUUCAGGUUGUAAACAUUAGAAUUUCUGUUGUUUGAUAUAAUCGUUCAAAAGUAGACACAAUAACCUGAUAAUGAAGCACUGGACCACUCAGUUUGAUGUCAGGUUUGCCCGUUAGGAGAGGACUGGAGUUGAGCCCCCCACCUAAUGGGUGAAGGGUGAAGUUACUGCAGGUUGACGUUUAUUGUCAUGAGUCUUGUCCUGGAGGCAGAAUUGAGCGAAUCCUCCUUAGAUAGGUCGGAUGCGAAGUCAAAAUUGGCUAUAUUGUAAAAAUAUUAUUUAAGGUUAGGGUUAGGCAUUAGGGUUAGCAGUGUGGUUAACGUUAGGGUCAAAUUGUAUUACUUUGUGGCUGCACCCUCUAGUGACCACUCUGCAGAGCUGCCUCCAGAACAAGAUUCAGGAUGAAAAACGCUGACCUACGAAGAUGCCUCUAGAUGCUGAUUUUGGGUCACUUUAACAUUUUCCUUACCGAUGGAUUGGGGAGGGGAAUCUGAUCCUAGAUCUGUACCUAGGGGAAACUUCUCCCCUGAGCGGUGUAAUGAUUACCCAGUGGAUUUGCCUUCAACACAGGAACUGUGAGCCGCAGCACACUGUAGUAGUCUGUAAAUAGUUAGAUGCACACAUCAUGGCAACAGGUGUAAACUGGAAUAUACCACAAUAAAAGACAACUGUUCUGAC
Molecule: messenger RNA, 6459 nt
Organism: Salmo salar (Atlantic salmon)
Lineage: Eukaryota; Metazoa; Chordata; Actinopteri; Salmoniformes; Salmonidae
Gene: minar1
Product: membrane integral NOTCH2 associated receptor 1
Biological process (GO): negative regulation of TOR signaling; negative regulation of cell population proliferation
Cellular component (GO): plasma membrane
Source: RefSeq, a predicted model, not a curated record